Molecule: messenger RNA, 1601 nt
Organism: Plodia interpunctella (Indianmeal moth)
Lineage: Eukaryota; Metazoa; Arthropoda; Insecta; Lepidoptera; Pyralidae
Exons: 9
Coding region: 136-1596 (486 amino acids)
Biological process (GO): methylation
Cellular component (GO): cytoplasm
Molecular function (GO): nucleic acid binding; methyltransferase activity
Source: RefSeq, a predicted model, not a curated record
GUGUCAAUAAGUUUGAAGUUAUGUUGUUUAUCUUGCUUUCUUUCUGUAAUGGAAUAAAUAAAGAUAUUUUUGACUAAAACUACUGUGAGAAUUUAUAGAAUUACUUCGAUUUUAUAGUUCACUUAUUGUUUAGAAAUGUGGCGCCGUUAUUUAAUGUGGUUUGCUCAUGAACAUGUCGAUUUUCGUAACUCUGAAAUCCAAAGCAUAAUAUCGUUGUUCAAUAUUCCUAUGAAAUUCAUCGAGACACCUUGUGUACAGAAGCCGUAUUGGAUAGUUGAGUUACCGACUGAAGAAUGUGUGAAAAAGAUAGCUUCUAGAUCGGUUCUGUUAAAAAAUUGUAUAGAACUUUGGUCUAGAGCUAAAACGGAAGAGCAGCUACAUCAAAAUCUUAGAAGUGCCUUACAAAAUAAAAGUGGGACAUGGUUAGGGACAAGUUCCCACAAUGUUGACAGUCAUGUGUGCCCAAGUGAGUUGAUAGAAGGUUGUUGUCCUGCAGACAAGUCCUUCAAAGUGGAAGUCGAGACUUUUUGCAAACAUUUCACAAUGAAAGAGAAAGUAACAAAAAUAGAGUCUUUCAGUUAUUUGCCACUAGAAGGCCCAGUGAAACUCAAAGAUCCAGACAUAACCCUGAGCUACAUGGAAUUCUAUGGAUCAGAUCCAAACAAUGUCCCGGAACUGCCUUAUGAUCUCUUCUUUGGCCGAUUGAUAGCAGAUGGCCAGCGUGACCUCAUCCAGGUGCAUUCACUGAAGAAAAGGGAGUUCAUUGGCAACACAAGCAUGGACGCACAACUAGCCAUCAUCAUGGCCAACCAAGCUAAAGUGAAUGAUGGGGAUCUUGUUUUAGAUCCAUUUGUCGGUUCAGGAUCUUUGUUGGUUGCCGCUGCACAUUUUGGAGCAUAUGUUUGGGGCUCCGAUAUUGACUUCAUGAUGCUCCACGGCAGAACUCGACCCACACGCUUUGGCCAAAAGGUCCGCACCAAGGAAGAGAGUAUCCUGGGCAACAUGAGGCAGUACGGCAGCGCCGGCCGCUACCUGGACGUGCUGGUCAGCGACUUCUCCCGCCCGCUGUGGCGCCCCGGCCUCGCCUUCGACGCCAUCCUCACUGAUCCUCCUUACGGAGUCCGCGAGCCGACAGAGAAGAUCGGGAUAGAAAGGGACAACUACACGUUAUCAGAGGCACACCUCGUCAACCACAUACCAUCCAAAGUGGAGUACGGGAUUCCGGAGAUGUAUGGAGACUUGUUAAACUUCGCAGUCAGGCAUUUGAGGCUUGGAGGCAGGCUGGUCUGCUGGUACCCGAUGGUUCGGGAUGAAUACUCAGGAUGUCAAUUACCCCAACACCCCGGCUUGGCGCUGGUGGGCAACUCCGAGCAAGUUCUGUCCAAGCUGACGUCCCGACGUCUCCUCACGUACGAGAAGACCAGUGACGACGUCCACAUCGAGGGUGGGACGUAUACAGGGGUGAACUUUAGAGAAAAAUAUUUUGCCGUCGGCGAGCAGUCCAGACGCGAGAGGAGGGAGAGGAAAGCGGAGGAGUUGGCGGCGAACGCUAGGUGGCGGCCGCAAACACGCGACCUUGUAAAUAAAACUGAUUAAUACAU